Thalassophryne amazonica is the source of this 1752-nucleotide messenger RNA. It is a transcript of the gene fsaf1, whose product is annotated as chromosome 21 C1orf131 homolog. The transcript has 9 exons. The coding region runs from base 109 to 882 and encodes 257 amino acids. Lineage: Eukaryota; Metazoa; Chordata; Actinopteri; Batrachoidiformes; Batrachoididae. The record is from RefSeq and is a predicted model, not a curated record.
UGUCCGCGUCACGUGUGGGAUUGUCGUGAUUCUGACCGGAACAACUUAGCAGCUCGCUGUUCUGUUUUUAUUUAAUAUUUAAUAACCGUGUUAUGCUCUAAUUUUACAAUGUCAUCUGAAAGUGACAGAAACGAAGACGAGGAUUGUGUGGUUCUUGAGCAAGUGUUGGAUAAAUUGUAUGACUUUGGUAAUGAUUCUGCAUUAAAAAGAAAAUCUCAGAAGAAGAGAAAGCAGAAAAGAUUUGAGGGGGAACCAUUGCUUGCACCUAAAGAAGUCUAUAUUGACAUUGAAGAUGGAGGAGCCCAGCAUUCUGAUGUUGCACAUAUUAAACACCAUCCAGAGGCAGAUAAAAUUCCUGGUUCAGCUGUCCACCAAGUGAGCCAGGUUGAAGUAGUGACAUUCCAGAAUCCCACAAAGAAACACAACAAGGCGACACCAGCCCCUGAAAACAGUUCUAACCAGAAUAAGGAGAAGAAACCAGGUGACCAACCAGAUCAACUCAGUAUGGAAAAGGCUCGCCUGGAGGUCCAUCGAUUUGGAAUCACUGGCUACAAGAAGGAGGAGCAGCGUUUUUUUGAACAAGACAGAGCAAUCAUGCUUGGAGCCCGACCUCCUAAGAAGCAGUAUGUCAACUACAAGAUGCUGCAGAAACAAAUCAAAGAAAAGAAGCAGAAAGUAAAAGAGGAGUUUGAGCUGGACCAGAAGAAGAAGAAGAAAAGGAAACAGAAUAAUCAAAGGGUCAAGAAGAAGGAGGUGUCUUCUGGUUCUGGCAAGGCUCCGUCUGGUCAGAUGGGGCGCUUCAAGAAUGGCAUGCUGAUCCUCAGCUCCAAGGAGAUCCAGAAAAUCAAAGGCUCUGUGGGGAGCAAGAAGGCCCACAGUUAAACCAUCUGGGAUGAGAAAACCAACCGGCUGUGACUCAGGACUGUGUGUGUGACCACGGCCAUAUGGGGAGGAAACUGACCAGAGCCGCCAACAUGAGCUGUGAGAACAUGUCAGUGAGCCACGCGCAGGACAAAUAUAGCAAAGAUGCUUUUUUUUUUUUUUUUUUAAAUGAAAGACUUCUGAGUCAUGAAUUCACUUCAGGAAUCUUCAAGAAGAACUUUAUACAGGGGGGACAUUUAGUGUAUGAAACUGGAGACUUUCAAAUCAUCACCAUCAAUUUAUUUCAUCUAUAGAAAUGGCCAAAGUGUGUGUGUGUGUUACACCGUUACAAUGCAUUUCUCAUAUACAAACCAUCUGAUCUUAGAAAACAUUUACAUACAAGUUGGCAGGAAACAAAAAAGUACAAGUACUGGCAAAGUUUUCAUGAGGGGAAAAAAAAAACGUGUAAGAAAACCUUAAAGCUAACUCACUCCAAAUCGUGUGUUUGAUGUAAAUAUGAGAAAAUGUGACAUCAGUCAAUUUUUUUUCUCUCUUUGUGAAAGGAAAAAUGUAAAAAAAAAAGAACCUCUGAAUUUGGAGGAGGAGUUGUGAUGAAGAAAUGAGAUCUGGCAGUAUGCAGCCAGGUGAACAUUUUCACACCAUUUUGUUUUUUAAAGCAGCUUCUGUGGUUCGUAUACUUUCCAAAAAAAUGCUUGAAGAAUUAAACACAUCUGCGGCUCAUCGCACACGUCGAAAGCUGGACACAAACCUGACUUAUGUAUGAGAAAGAAUAAAGUUUACAGCCUGCAAUCAGUUACAGUUUAUAUAAUCUGGCAUUAAAUCUUUAUACUGAACAAAAUGAAGCAUAAACAUAAUAAAAUUAACAAUAUA